Molecule: messenger RNA, 1836 nt
Organism: Zophobas morio
Lineage: Eukaryota; Metazoa; Arthropoda; Insecta; Coleoptera; Tenebrionidae
Product: transmembrane protein 237
Exons: 4
Coding region: 327-1739 (470 amino acids)
Biological process (GO): cilium assembly
Cellular component (GO): ciliary transition zone
Source: RefSeq, a predicted model, not a curated record
CGAAUGCAUAAUUAAAUCUUCAUGUGUUGGCGUAUUUAUCAAGCUAAAGUUCAACAGGUCACAACCCCUCCAAUAACGCAAACUCUGAAAAAGUGUUUCAGUCUUGCGCGUCUUCGCCACCCUGCAAGUCGCCCUCAAACCUCCACCAUCCUGAAACUCGUCUGAACGUAUCCACCACUCUCAAAACACCAAAAACUCCCCCAAAGUGUUAAUUUCGCCCAAAAUGAGUGAUUUUUCUCAAAUUUCGUGAUUAUGUGCUACGAUACAAACACACGAACUUCAACCGCGCUGGCGCCACAAAAUCGAUCACCCCCAUCACGUUCAAAAUGAGCACGAAAAUGUCAUCACGUCCUCGUAAACACAAGCACAAAGACGACAUGAAACAAGAAACGGUAGCUCAAGUCCACAAAACCGUCAAAUCCGACACGAGUUCGGACGAAAAAAACAAAAAAAACGAGGACAAGAAUGACAAUUAUAGCACGAAUACACCAAGUCGGGACGUCUCCGUGGACGAAGAGUCCCAAAUCAACUCGAAGAUCCUGUCGCUGAUUGAAAGCGAAAUGAAACGAGAUGCCAACAAACACUCGCAUUUUACGGACUCGAGGCCGCAGAGCUUGAGCUUCUACGAAGACGAGAAAAUCCCGGAGGAGCUUUCAGGUAACUUGGAGCUGCUGAGUCCCGAGGAACGGAAGCACUACAAGAGGCGCCGGGAGCUGGACACCGACGAGAUGAACGCCUACAACGUCAUCCAGGAUUUGUACGGGAGCAGAGACGGGGACGAAAUCAUAUCGUCCACGAAAAAGUCAAAAUCGAGGAAAAAACGACACGGAGAUACGGAAAUCGGGAUUGGUGACAGCAGGGAAAUGAUGAUACCGAAGGAGAAGAAGAAGAGCAAAAAGAAGAAGAGGGAGUCGUCGCCGGGGACGGGCAAACGCAAGCACAAGAAGAGGGACGAGGAGUUCGAGCCGAGGAAUGACAUUACGGUUGCACUGGAAGAAUUGCAAGACGACGUGUUCGAAAAUAACGAGGAGUUCAAUAAGGUUGAAAAGGUGAAGAAGAGUCCGAAGAAGUCGGAGAAGGUCUAUGUACAAAAGAAGAACAAAUUUGAAGCUGUGAGUCGACCGAAUAAUUUAAAUAGACAGAGUGCGUACGACUUUGAGGAGGAUCUUCCAGGGAAAAAUUUUCAGACAUAUCACCCUUUGGAGCUUGCAGUGUCGUUCCAGAAGUACUGGAUGCGGCUGACGACGCUCUGUCAUGGUUUGCUGGGUGGUUUGGCCUUUGGACACUGGUUGUACAUCAUCAGCAAUAUCUACGUUCAGGAUGGCGAAUUUAUAUCACACUAUUCUCAUUUUAGUGACACUUACGUGUCCUUUUUUUACUUCCUGUGCGUCAUUUGUCUCAUAUCCGUGUUUGAAAAGAUUGAUAUUGCUCAUUUUGAGAGAUCUCAAUUUAGGAGUUUAUUCCAUUUUAGGAAAAGUUCUAUAGUGAUAGUAGUGUACUUCACCUGUCUGGUUGUGCAUUUAUCAGCUGCCCGAAUUGACUAUAAGUUAGGAUUAGUAUCGUACAACAACGAGACCAUAUCAAAUAUAACGAGAAGUGAGCUUACACAGUGGAACCAUUUAUCUUUGUGGCGGUCGGUGUUGGCUUUUUUAGCUUGGAUUAUUGUCGGGUUGUCGCCUCAAGACAACAUGUUCUAUGAUAACUUGAGGAGUAUGGAGAACUAUCUUCCGCAUAAAUGAUAUUUAAAUGUUUUUUUCUCUUCAGUCUAUGAUGUGAUAACAAAUAAAUAAAGAAGACUGUAAUAUUUAUUGACUAGUUAAUAAAGAGGAAUAACAA